This is a messenger RNA of Sinocyclocheilus rhinocerous, 713 nucleotides long. RefSeq names its product metalloproteinase inhibitor 3-like. The transcript has 4 exons. Gene Ontology annotation, biological process: negative regulation of membrane protein ectodomain proteolysis; negative regulation of endopeptidase activity. Bases 74 to 511 code for a protein of 145 amino acids. Lineage: Eukaryota; Metazoa; Chordata; Actinopteri; Cypriniformes; Cyprinidae. The record is from RefSeq and is a predicted model, not a curated record. Gene Ontology annotation, molecular function: protease binding; metalloendopeptidase inhibitor activity. Gene Ontology annotation, cellular component: extracellular matrix.
GAGAGUGACAAAGAAAGCUCUGCCUGAGCAACACCCCGAGUAUAUUGUUUAAUCUCGUGCUGUGAGUGUGAGGAUGGGCGUCCCGGUGUCUGCUGCUGUGACUCUAGGGCUGCUGUUCUUCUUGUCUGCGGGACUGAACGAGCAGGUGGCCGAGGGCUGUAAAUGUCUUCCAAGACACCCUCAACAGGUGUUCUGCGAGUCUGAUAUAGGACGUGUCAUGGAUGGAGUGAUUGUUUUUGGUUUAUGUGACUUUAUGUGGCCUUGGGACCAACUCUCCUCGGUUCAAAAGGGGAACCUCAACAUGUAUCGGAGAGGCUGUGUCUGUGAGAUUGCAUCCUGUACUGGAGCGUCCUGUUUGACCAAGAAGCUUCAAAGAAAGUGUCUGAUAGGAGUCAAUAAUUUCCUUGGUCUUGUUUAUGAAGAGGCUCUUCAGUCUGUGUGCCUGCCAUGCCGAGACGGCUUCUGCAGAUGGCGAAAAAUGAUUGGUAACUACAAAAGCUCGCUAAAAUGACGCCCUAAAAUGACUAAAAUGUCAACUAAAAUGACGCCCUGAAGACCAAGUGCAUCAGUCAGUUUGGACCUUUUGUGAUUCCGAAUGCUUAGAUUCUUAAAUGAAUUUAAACAUUUAAUGAAGCUUUGCAAUGCAGUCAGCAAAUGCAUACAGAACUCUGUUUUCAUGGAGAUAUGCCAUUAACCAUUAAACUGUUUUGCAU